AUGCCUGAUUCUACAGCGACAAGGACUUAUGUAUUGCCACAACCACCAGUGGUGGCGGAUGCCAAGGAGAACGUAGCAGGAUUGGGUGGUGAACGGAUUGUAGGUUUUUCGUGUCUAAGAAGGACUAAUGUGCCGAUUACUGCACCUCGGAAGCUCUCAAUGGGGAGCUCAGUGGUGCCACAAACAGCUCCAAGAGGAUUUGUAGGAACUAAGGAGAAUGGGCAAGAAUUGGAUACUGUUUCGGAGAAACCUGAUAUUGGUAGUAGGAUUCUUGUUUUUGUGAGGCUUAGGCCUAUGGGGAAGAAGGAGAGAGAGGCUGGAUCAAGGUAUUGUGUUCAGACUGUCAACAGAAGGGAUGUUUAUUUGACGGAUUUCGCGAAUGAGCAUGAUUAUCUGAGGCUAAAGAGGCUUCGUGGGCGGCAUUUUAGCUUCGAUGGUUCAUUUCCUGAUUCAGCAACUCAACAGGAAGUCUAUUCCACAACAACAGUAAAGCUUGUGGAAGCAGUUCUGCAGGGAAGGAAUGGAUCAGUCUUCUGCUAUGGUGCAACAGGAGCUGGGAAGACGUACACAAUGCUUGGUACAGUGGAGAGUCCAGGGGUGAUGGUUUUGGCAAUAAAAGAUAUUUUCAACAAAGUUAGGCAGAGAAGCUUUGAUGGAAACCAUUUGAUUCAUCUAUCCUAUCUUGAGGUUUACAAUGAAACUGUCAAAGACUUGCUUUCCCCAGGGAGGCCUCUGGUACUUAGAGAAGAUAAACAGGUAAUAGCAUUGCUUCAAAAAGGAAACCAGAAUCGAAUGACUGAACCAACUCGUGCCAAUGAGACUUCUUCGCGCUCCCAUGCUAUUUUGCAGGUUGUGGUUGAAUACCGAGUUAAAGAUGCUUCCAAUAACAUCGUCAAUCGAGUGGGAAAGCUGUCACUUAUUGACCUUGCUGGUUCGGAGAGAGCUCUAGCUACGGACCAGAGAAACCUUCGAUCACUUGAGGGAGCCAACAUUAAUAGGUCUCUCCUUGCACUGAGCAACUGCAUUAAUGCCCUCGUUGAAGGCAAGAAACACAUCCCAUACCGCAAUUCAAAGCUCACCCAACUGCUCAAGGACUCUCUUGGGGGAGCUUGUAACACUAUAAUGAUUGCUAAUAUCAGCCCAAGCAAUCUCUCAUUUGGUGAAACCCAAAACACCCUUCAUUGGGCUGAUCGAGCCAAGGAGAUCCAAAACAAGGUUUCGUCUUCUCAGCUGCUCAAUAUUUCUCCUUCAUUCUUUUGCUUUACGGUCUUGGCAUGUUAUGCAAACGAGGAAAUAAUGCAAAUACCAACAUCUGAAACAGACCAAGCCAAGGUAUUACUUGAGUUGCAGAAAGAGAAUCGUGAAUUGAGAAUACAAUUGGCUCACCAGCAAAAGAAGCUUCUAACUGUCCAAGCUCAAUCAUUGACCGCAAAUGUCCCACCAACCCCUUCUACGAUUUCAUCCCUUUUAUCUACUCCAUCUUCUAGGCAUUCUAAUGACAAACAGAAGCUGAGAUCCCCCUUCUUAGCUGGUAAUUGUUUCAUGCCAGAAUCAAUGAAAAAGGCAGCGGACGAGGCAGGUAAAGAGCUCAGGCAGACUGUGAAGGCAUUAGAGGCAGAGAUUGGGAGAAUGAAGAAGGAUCAUGCAUUGCAGAUAAAGAAGAAAGAUGAUUUUAUACGUGAACUUUCACGUAAGGUAGCAACAGCAGCUGGAGUGGGAAGGGAAGGGUUGAAGAGGGUUGUUACCAGGACGAGCUUGCAACCAAAAGAGCCACUUGAGGGUGAGUUGAAGAGCCCAAGCCACCGGCUCUUAUCUCCUCCACCCACAGCUAAAAAACGGAGCUUUUGGGACGUAACAGUUAAUAGCCCAUCAGUUGCCACAUUAAAUGGAAGAAAAACUAGAAGCCAUGUUGCUAAUGAACCAGCAGCGGCUCCCUCAUUGCUUCUUCAGGUGGAGUGA
Molecule: messenger RNA, 1959 nt
Organism: Ilex paraguariensis (yerba mate)
Lineage: Eukaryota; Viridiplantae; Streptophyta; Magnoliopsida; Aquifoliales; Aquifoliaceae
Source: the annotation of a GenBank genome assembly